Molecule: messenger RNA, 1092 nt
Organism: Condylostylus longicornis
Lineage: Eukaryota; Metazoa; Arthropoda; Insecta; Diptera; Dolichopodidae
Product: probable pseudouridine-5'-phosphatase
Exons: 2
Coding region: 209-940 (243 amino acids)
Molecular function (GO): phosphatase activity
Source: RefSeq, a predicted model, not a curated record
UAAUAAAAAAUAUUCUAAUGACAAAAGGUGGAAUACAAUAAAGAACAAGUGAAUAUACAAUUCAUAUAUGCACGCAUAUACAUAUGUAUAUGUAUCUGUGUAUGUAUAUUAUAAAAACAAAUAAAUAAAAUAUACCUACAUUAGCUUAUUUAAUAAUAACCAAUAUCAACUUUAUUAUUUUUCUAUUGUUACAUAAAAGUAAAUAAAUAUGAGCAACGGAAGUGAUAUGAACAAUAAUGACAAUAAGGAUGGAAAAUUAUUUAAUGAAGUUUCACAUGUAAUUUUUGAUCUUGAUGGAUUACUUAUAGAUUCUGAAACUAUUUAUGAGCAAAUAGUUUCAGAUAUUGCGAAACAAUAUGGAAAAAUAUAUCCGGAUAGCACAAGAAUGCGUAUACUAGGUACAACAGAAGAACGUUCUGCUGAAAUUGUUAUUGAAGAUUUAAAAUUACCAUUAACAAUGCAAGAAUAUCUACAACAAUAUAAUAAAUUAUGUAAUGAAAGAUUUAAUGCUGUUAAAUUAUUGAAAGGUGCUGAAAAACUUAUAAGACAUCUGAAUGCCAAUAAUAUACCGUUUUGUUUAGCAACCAGUUCGUCUCAAACAAUUGUCGUAAAAAAGACAUCAGGUAUACCGGAAUUAAUAAAAAUGUUUCAUCAUAUCGUUUGUGGAUCAAGUGAUCCAGAAGUAAAAGAAGGCAAACCUGCCCCGGAUAUAUUUUUGAUAGCAGCAUCAAGAUUUGAAGAUAAACCUAAUCCCGAAAAAUGUCUUGUAUUCGAGGAUUCACCAAAUGGUGUUAAAGCUGGUAUAGAAGCUGGCAUGCAAACGAUAAUGGUACCAGAUCCACGUGUAACACCUGAACAAAAAAAAUUAGCAACACAAUUUUUAAGUUCAUUAGCAGAUUUUAGACCAGAAGAAUUUGGUCUACCAAAAUUUGAAGAAUAAAUAACACUUAGCCUAUGCAAAAUUUAAAAAAGCUUUAAAUUCAAAAUGUUAAUCAUUUAAAAUGUAAAAAUACAUAAUGUGUGAUUGUACACGAGUAACUGUUGUUAAUAAUAUUAAUUGUAAAUGAAUCAACAAAUGUAAAAAAUUAUAAU